AUGUCCAACAAACAUCUAAGUUGGCCGAAGGAGAACCCUUCAUUCAUCUUGCAUAAGACUCGACAUUGGGUGACUCCUGCCUCGAACCUCCAAGAGCAACGUCAUUCCUAUUAUGUAAAGACGCUGCAAGAACGAUCUCCAGAUUUAGCAUGCUGGAAGGAUAAUUCUCCGCUCGAGUUGGGAUCCAUUGAUGGACAGUCAGGCAAGCGCACAGCAUGCAUUGAAGAUCUAGGUAUCAGAAAAAUCAUUGAUGACGGAACGUGUGAAUAG
This is a messenger RNA of Sclerotinia sclerotiorum 1980 UF-70, 270 nucleotides long. RefSeq lists its product with no specific name. The record is from RefSeq and is a predicted model, not a curated record. The coding region runs from base 1 to 270 and encodes 89 amino acids. The transcript is spliced from 2 exons. Lineage: Eukaryota; Fungi; Ascomycota; Leotiomycetes; Helotiales; Sclerotiniaceae.